This is a messenger RNA of Pochonia chlamydosporia 170, 1593 nucleotides long. Its product is annotated as C6 zinc finger domain-containing protein. The record is from RefSeq and is a predicted model, not a curated record. Bases 1 to 1593 code for a protein of 530 amino acids. The transcript is spliced from 4 exons. Gene Ontology annotation, molecular function: zinc ion binding; DNA-binding transcription factor activity, RNA polymerase II-specific. Lineage: Eukaryota; Fungi; Ascomycota; Sordariomycetes; Hypocreales; Clavicipitaceae. Gene Ontology annotation, biological process: regulation of DNA-templated transcription.
AUGGCCAAUGCGCCACGCCGGUCAACCGGAUGCAUCACUUGCCAGAAGCGCAAGAAAGGGUGCGACAAGACUCGACCACAUUGCCAACGGUGUAUCAAGGCAGGUUUGCCAUGCGGAGGAUAUCCGCGAUCCCACGGCCUCGUCUGGGUCGCCUCUCAGAAGGCCACUGAAGAAGAAAGCUCUGCUCAAGCCGCCGCUGUCCCAGGAGUCCUAUCGUCUAAGGGGCCUCGAGCAGCAGAAUCCAUCUCACACAAGAAAACUAAUGCCAAUAUCAUAUUAAUAGAUGGGCUGGCGAGAUCAGCCAGAGAACAGCUCUACCUCGGCGCCUUUGGCUCUGCCAUAUUGCCAGGCGGCCGCCGCUACUCACCCAUCGCAACUAAUUUUGGCGUUGUUGGCUGGACCAACUUCAUUUCCGAGUUAAUCGGGACGGAAACAUCGCUGAAAUAUGCCUCCAUUGCUAUUGGCGCGGCAUUAGUAUCGUCAGACAGUCUGGAUACACACCUACGCGUGAAGAGUAUCCAGAGCUACAACAGGGCAGUCCACGAGGUUGCAAAGGCGUUGAAAAAGCCGGACUGGCAUCGGCACGAUGGACUUUUGGCAACGACUCGGCUUAUGUCAUUUUACGAGGUUCUGUUUCCUCCGAUUGACAAAGCACAUACACUGGCUUGGAGAGGACACUACGAGGGACUGCGGGCAAUGAUACUCGCUCGAGGUCCCCAUUCGUUCGUCUCUGGUGCGGCACACCAGGUCUAUAGCGAUUCUCGAAUCAGCAUGAUUAUUCUCGCCAUCUACAAGCGACGGCGAUCGCCAUUUAGUACUGGCCUGUGGAAAACUGUGCCCUGGUCUGUGCAGAAAAAGUCCAUCAAAGACGAGUUGCUGGACUUGGUGGAAGAAAUGGCUACUCUGUUAGAACAAGUCGACGCAUUCAGGACGCUUCAUCCCGUAGGAGCCACAAAAUACUUGGAGAAAAGAAUCCUUGAUCAAUGCGGCGAGCUCGAGCUCGAUUUUGCCAAGUGGGAACAACGAAUGUCACCAGAUAUCGAAAAAUUUGACUACACGGCGACAGAAAACAAGUCUUUACCGGUACCAGACGACGACGCGGCAUGCUCGCUCCUCCAUCUCAGUAUCAUAUACUGGAUUUCUAUGAUGAUGCUGUACUCGAUCGUAAACUACUUUCGCCCCAGAUUGCAGGAUGGCGGGGACAAGAGCGCGCAAGAUGCUGCAAGUAGCGAAAAAUGUCACGAAAAGACCGGCUGCGGCACAUUUGCGAGCCGGCCGCCGAAAUGUCCCCGUGUGUACGCAUUGAAAUGUCUCCGUGCCAUGCACCUUUACUUUGAGGGCGACGGCGGCUUCAUUGGACGUGUCUCCGGCCUGUUGACACUCGGCUUUGCCGCUCGGUACUUUCUCAACGAGAUGCCAAAAGAAAAGAACGAUGACGAAACGGAGUCGUUUGCAAAAAUACUUGACACUAUGGUUUUUGGGACUCCGGUACGACAUUUGCUCGCUCAACUAAGUGGAGGGAAGCUUCCCACCAAUGCGAAUGCCGGUGCUAAUGGCAGCGGGCCGCCCGCAAGUGAAAUUUCGUGGUUCUAA